AUGUCCGAACAAGCCGCAUUCACCUUCCUGCCUCUGGGCGCCAUCAUCCAAGAGUUCCGCGUGGGGGACAAGAACAUUGUGCUCGGUUUCCCCACGCAGGAAGACUACGUCAAGCACAACACCCCGCAUUAUGGUGCGACCAUCGGCCGUGUUGCCAAUCGCAUCAAGGACGGGAUUAUCCAAGACCUGAAUGGCCAGCAGGUGCACCUGACACAGAACAACGGCCCCAAUGCCCUGCACGGGGGCGAGAAGGGCUGGGGCAAACGGGUUUUCGACGGCCCGCACACCGUCAAGCGCCAUGGCCGAGACGCCCUGCUGUUCAAGUACCUCCACCGGGACGGCGAGGAGGGGUACCCUGGCACCGUGGAGGUGCGCGUCUGGUACACCGCUAGCAAGGAGGGGGACGCUAAGACCGUGCUGACCGCCGAGUACGAGGUUGAGUUCAUUGGGAACGAAUGCGAGGAGACAGUUGUCAACCUCACCAACCACAGUUAUUUCAACAUCGGCGACGGCCUCGAUGUCACUGGAACCACAGCCCAGCUCGCCACAGCCAACUACCUUCCUCUAGAUGACACUGGCAUUCCCACUGGAGGUGUGGCACAGUUCCCACGGGAUGUGACCACACCCUUUGAGCUUGUGCCGACCGGCGCACACAUCGAUGACGUCUUCGUUCUGGAAUCCGACGCCAGCAAGAUCCCGCUCGACACUCGUGGCCUGCCCGUGCGACGUCUCGCGCAGUUCAGCAACUCCCGCACAGGUCUGCACCUCGAGGUCCACAGCACCGAACCUGCGUUCCAGUUCUACACGGGCAAGUACAUCAAUGUGCCGUCGAUCAACGGCGCGCCGGCCCACGGCGAAGGAGCCGGGUUCUGCGUGGAGCCGAGUCGGUUUGUCAACGCGAUCAACGAACCAGAGUGGCGUUCGAUGGUGCUGUUGAAGAAGGGCCAGAUCUUUGGAUGCAAGAAUGUCUACAAGGCUUGGAAGGAGUGA
This is a messenger RNA of Penicillium olsonii, 990 nucleotides long. The record is from the annotation of a GenBank genome assembly. NCBI's taxonomy places the organism in Eukaryota, Fungi, Ascomycota, Eurotiomycetes, Eurotiales, Aspergillaceae.